UUGAAAUGGAGAAUUCGGGUUCUUAUAUUAGCAUUACUCUUGAAGAAGUGAACUUCCAUAAUUAGCUGAUUACUUUAUUUCAUUGUAAUAUGGGUGGAAACUCUUUAACACUACUUUCCCAUAACAGACUCAGUCUCCACGACCUACUUUGCUUCACUGCUUUUAUGAAUUUUUUUAUUGUUGCCAUAAAUACACAAGCAGUAAUUGAAGAUCACUCAGAUACCCAAGGCAAAUCGUUAUCUCGACAGAAAAGAUACCUGACAUUCUCCGAAGGUAGUAACUUACAGCUUGUUUAUUGUUUGACAAUUGGGGCUUAUGGCAGACCAGGUGACUUGGUUUUGGGAAUGACAGCAGCCCUGGCAUAUGAAUUGCCAACCAAAGUGGAUCAAAAAUUAAAAAAGUUACUUCAUCGAAAAAGCAGAAGCGUCCUUUUUCCAAAAAUUGAGUCUUUCCUGCAGUCCACAGGUCUCGAUGGGAAAUCUUGCGUAAUGAGGGCCCUUUGUGAGGCCGGGCAAAGGAGCGAAUCGGAAAUUGGACAAGGCACUUUCGUUCAAGAACUUCUGCACGCCAUUUUCACAUUACCGAAUGACGGUACGAGUUUCGAAUCGAUCGAACACAGAAUCUACGACUAUGCAUAUCAAAGGAAUGAAGACUGCACAAAAUUGUAUCCAACCUGUAAACAUUCCAUUUACGAAGUCGUUAUUUGA
Messenger RNA from Belonocnema kinseyi, 707 nucleotides. RefSeq lists its product as uncharacterized. The transcript has 4 exons. NCBI's taxonomy places the organism in Eukaryota, Metazoa, Arthropoda, Insecta, Hymenoptera, Cynipidae. The record is from RefSeq and is a predicted model, not a curated record. The coding region runs from base 90 to 707 and encodes 205 amino acids.